AUGGGUUCCUCGCGACCAGAACACCACAUCAACCUCAACUACCUUCCCCAGCUUGUUCCGCCAGGCCAGCGGUCCGGCUCCUCAACCGCAGCCACAUCACCGAUUGAGCCUCCCUCCAGCAAUACUAAUAGAUACCCUCUGGGAAGCGGUAAUGGCGUCGGCAAUAUCGGUCCUGCCGCUGUUGGAAGCAGGUUGGGCACCGGGUCUCCCUCACAUGAGUUCGGUGGUAGCAGACUGUUCUCCAAGCGGGCUCGCGAGAUUCAAGCGCAGGAGGGCCUUGCGCCCCAAGUAUGGGGACCACCGACCAGUGGCAAUUCCACGCCGCUGCGGGAAACCAUACCGGAAUCGCCGAAUGGCGACAGCUUUCCCGACUUCAACAUUCCCGUGACUGAACCUCCACAGCCGAGAGCUACGCUCGCGCCAUCUGAUAUCGAACUGAUCCUGGAGAGCCAGAGGCAGGUUGCUUUACAAACUGGAAACAUUGCAGAUCUAGCUGCCCUGGCCAGGAAUGCUAAUCGAUUCCGAUCGUACUCUGUUAAUGCCAAGGAGAAGUACGCUGCGGAGGACGAGGAUGAACUGGCUUAUCUGAGAGGGUAUCCUGGCAAUUACAGCGGCUCAUUGACUCCAACUACCGAAGGAAACCCUGCCGCCUAUGCGAUCCACGAAGCUGUACGGCAGCACAAUAUGGAGGUCCAAGCAUUUGCAAACUUUGCGAGCGCUAAUCGACCUCGAGCACGCACAGCAGGCGUCUUGGACUCCCCCUCUACUCGGCUGUUGCGAAACUACCUUCCCACUCCGUCUAGGCUUGACACGAGCAUUACCGCCUCGGAGAUGCCGCUGACGGAAGAGGCCGAGUAUAGUGGUCUUGCUGAGGCUGUUCAGGGCUUGCAGCUUAACGGGAAACCCACCGAAGCACCUGGAGAGGACAACACCCUAGAAGGACCGACAAGAGCGCUUUGGCUUGGCAACAUACCUUCAUCAACAACGGUCUCUUCGCUGAACGUCAUCUUCAACAAUUUCGGUCCUAUCGAAUCUGCUCGGGUCUUGACGCACAAGAACUGUGGGUUUGUCAACUUCGAGAAUCUGGACAGCGCUGUAAGAGCCAAAUCCCAGCUGAACGGCAAGGAAAUUUUUCCAGGGGCUGGGCCUGUUCGGAUUGGCUAUGCGAAGGUGCCGAGCGCAACUGCUACCCCUGGUAACAACGGCAUCUAUCCCUCACCGAGUCCUGACCCCACUGUGAAAAGAGCCGUCGAAGCUACCGCACCGGAUGCGAUAAACGGUGCUGCAGCAUUUCGUCCACCACCAGGUCCACGAGCUGAGGCGGCGCCUCCUGCACUGACCACUCCGAAGCUCCAGGAUUUACGGAAUGACGUUGUGCAGAUAGUGAAAGAACUUGGCGCCAGCGACGAGGAGCAGAUGCGGAUUGCGACGAGUGUUGAGCAAGCAAUCAAGCACGACCAGUACGAAAUGGAGAUUCCUACCAUCCAGGAGCCAAACCACAACCGCAUGCACGAUGCGCCCAGGCUUCGUGAGAUACGCAAGCGCAUCGACAACAACACCUGCACGGUAGCCGAGAUUGAGGACGUCGCCAUGGGCAUGCUGCCUGAGAUUGCUGAGCUCUCGUCCGACUAUCUGGGCAAUACCGUGGUGCAGAAGAUGUUCGAGUACUGCUCUGAGAACGUUAAGGAGGCCAUGCUGAGCGAGAUCGCGCCACAUCUGGCAGAGAUUGGUGUUCACAAGAACGGCACCUGGGCAGCGCAGAAGAUCAUCGACGUGGCCCGAACUCCGACAACGAUACGGAUGAUUGUUACCGCCUUGCAGCCGUAUAGUGUGGCGUUGUUCUUGGACCAGUUCGGCAAUUAUGUCAUGCAAGGCUGCCUGCGCUACCAGUAUCCGCUGAACAACUUCAUCUUCGAGGUGAUGCUCAAUCGGCUGUGGGAGCUUGCGCAGGGAAGAUUCGGGGCCAGGGCUAUGCGCGCCUGCCUUGAGAGCCAUUACGCCACAAAGGACCAGCAAAGAAUGGUCGCAGCAGUGAUCGCGCUUCACAGCGUGCAGCUGGCUACCAAUGCGAACGGUGCACUGCUUCUGACCUGGUUCCUCGACACUUGCACCUUCCCGCACAGGCGGACAGUCCUCGCACCGCGAUUGGUCCCGCAUCUCGUCCACCUGUGCACGCAUAAGGUCGCGUACCUGACGGUGCUGAAGAUCAUCAACCAGCGCAACGAGCCCGAGGCGCGCGACGCCAUCCUCCAAGCUCUCUUCUUCUCGCCAAACGACCGCGUCCUAGAAGGAAUCCUGAGCGACCAGUCAUGUGGCGCCACCCUCAUCUUCAAGGUCCUAACAACCCCCUUCUUCGACGAGAAGAUCCGCCCUGACGUCGUCCAAAACGUCCGCAACGUCCUGCUCCGCAUCAAAGCCCAACCCGCCCAAGGCUACAAGCGCCUCAUGGACGAAGUCGGGCUCUCGACCCGCGGAGGCCUUGGCGGGCGCGACGUCCACAGCGGCCGCGACAUGGAGGGUUCCAGGCCAGGCUCAAAGCAAGGCGCCCCGAACGGCAUGCUCCCGCCCGGCAUCGACGGCAGUCAGCUGCCCAGACCCCCCUUCUACCCGGGCAUGCCGCAAGCAGCGUUCGACCCCACCGCAAGCCUCCAGCGCACCGCAAGCGUCGACUCGAACGGCUUCGAGCCCUUCCACCAGCUCAACGGCCUCAACACCCAGGUCUUCACCCCGAACCUAAACGUGAACGCGCCCCUCACGCCCGUCACGGCCCAGCAGCUACAGUACCAACAGGCGAUGCUGCAGGCCGCGUCCGCAGGCCGCCCGCCUGCCAGCUUCUACCCGAGCCCGAUCAGCGCUGGGUAUCCGAGCCCGGCUGGCCCACCGCCGCCGGGCAUGGAGGCGUAUAGGAAUGUAGCGGGCGGCCCUCCGCUGGCGGCGCAGGUGGGCGGCAUGCAGGUGCCGCAGAAUGGGUUCGCGCAGGCGGGGGGCUACACGAUGGGCGUGGGCGUGCCGCCGGGGAUGUAUCAGUAUCCGAUGCAGUAUAUGCAGCCGUUGCCGCAGGCGCAGGGGCAGGGUGUGCAGGGGGCGGGUGGGCGGAGAGGGAGGGUGAGUUGA
Molecule: messenger RNA, 3114 nt
Organism: Coniosporium apollinis CBS 100218
Lineage: Eukaryota; Fungi; Ascomycota; Dothideomycetes
Exons: 3
Coding region: 1-3114 (1037 amino acids)
Molecular function (GO): RNA binding
Source: RefSeq, a predicted model, not a curated record